AUGGCACCCAAUCUCAAGCUGAUGGGCGUGACGCUGUCUUUGGCAUUUCUUACGCGCUCUUUACUCGACCCGGAAGAUUCCUUCCAAACGAAUCUCGUACGUGGAAUAUACGGUCUUUCGCAGGUUUUCUGCUAUAGCAUCUUGUUGUAUCUCUAUAUGAAAGCCAAGACAAAUACAGAACCAGGUGUUCUUACCGUAAAAGAAGAUCUUGGACUAGGUCAAAAAGGAGAUCGUGAUGAGAAGAUUACGGUCGCAGAACAUGAUCAGCGCAUGGUCUGGAAGGACAUUCAACGUUAUGCUUUGGGUACUGUUAUGACUGUACUAAUGCAUUGGAAAUGGGGCUUUUUUCCUCCACUCGUCAUCCAAGCCGUCACUCAGCCUUUUAACCUGUUUCAAUUACAGAUUGUCAAGGUGAUACUGCUUGGUCACAAAGCUUGGGGUGAUUUACGUCGUCCAUGGACGGAUCGUAACGAUAUGAGCAAGUCUAUCAAUUCCUGGAAUGAAACCAUUGUGUCAGCAUUUGGUCAAGCACCCGUCAAGGUCAACAAGAAGGCCAGUAAGAAGGCUACCAAGUCGAAACGGAAGUAG
Messenger RNA from Peronospora belbahrii, 588 nucleotides. NCBI's taxonomy places the organism in Eukaryota, Oomycota, Peronosporomycetes, Peronosporales, Peronosporaceae. The record is from the annotation of a GenBank genome assembly.